AUGACGAAGAAACACUUAGAUGAUCAUAUUGUUGACAGCAGAAGUGAUGAAUUAUCUUCUUGGUCAGGUACCCACCCUGUAUCUUUAACAGCAUCAGCUUCUUCCACAGAAGCCUCCCCUGUCUUUGACGAGCCUUUCACUGAGGGUGGGAAAGAGAAACAUAAGUCGGAGGAGUCUGAAGCACUUUACACUGAUCGACCCUUUAGUCUUCAAGAGAAGUCCCCUGACAUACAUAGCAGAAGACCCAAAGAGUCUGCAGAAGAAACCAAAUCACAGAAGGAAUCUUCUUACGCCGAUUCCAUCGAACAUGAGCAGCCAUCUCUUGGAACGACGUCCUACUUUGCGUUGUCUGGCCAUCCAGAGCUGUUCUCUAGAGAAUCUAUGUCAAGCACAGAGAUAGACAUUAUCGAUGUAGACUCCUCAGAAGAUCAGGAGUUUGAUGUCGAAGAGUCCAAACCCAGCUCUGGAAGGCUGAAACCUGCUGUAAGUGGUUUCAGAAAACGCAAGUCACGCAGGGAAACCCAACGAGCCGAUCAUGAUGUUCACACCUCCAGUGAAAGUGAGGAUGAGGAGUUCCCAGAUACCCAGAUACCAUCUCCCUCACCAUCGACUGCUUCCGCCGAUAUCACUACCUCUGUCUUUGUAGAGCCGAUUACUGAGGGCGGUAAGGAGGAAUGUAAGUCAGAGGAGAGUGCAGCACUAUCCUCUGAUGCGUCUUCUAAACCUUUUUCCAAAUUAGAAAGUCUCAAAAAAGAAUCUGCUGUCAAAGACUCGACUACAAAAACUGAGGCAACGGCUCGGGUAGCAGCAUUAGAGCGUCUCUCUGAAUCUAAAAAGUAUAAGGAUCAACCCGUUGCAACAACAUCGAAACGUCAAACUCUCAAGAAAGAAGGUGUGUCACAAGGCAGGGCUUCAGACCAUAAGUCUGAACGCAAAAAAACCAAAACCUUCUUGGAAAAGUUGAAAUCUGCUUUUAGAGGCUUGGCGGAAAAAACUAUAUUUAGAAAGACCCAACAGACUGGGGAGAAGCACUUAGAAGAGGAUAACGUUGGCAAAAAGCGCAAGCGUAGCGAUUCUAAGGCAUCUCUUCGGGAAUAUUUAGGGGCACCAUCUAAAACACUGUCUGAGCAGAUUGGCACAGGAACCAGCUCUGCCUUUGUAAAGCCAAUCACUGAUGGUGGAGUGGAGGAAUGUAGGUCUGAGAAGACUAAAGCCUCUGAGGAAUAUCCUAAACCACUUCCCAAAGUAGCAAAAAGACUUGAAGAGGAAUCCACUGUCACCGAUCUGAUUCCACAAACUGAGUCAACAUGUGAAACCACGGCACAGGUAGAACCAUCAGAGACUCAUGAUGAAUCCAAAGAAGCUGUGGAUAUUCCUGUUGCAGUGACGUUGAGGACUCAGAUUGAGGAUGGAAAAGAGGAAUAUAAAUCAGAGAAGACUGAAGAACUUCCCUCUGAGGAAUAUCCUAAACCUUUUUCCAAAUCCGUGGAGAGUCUUGAAGAGGAAUCCACUGUCACCGAUCUGAUUCCACAAACUGAGUCAACAUGUGAAACCACGGCACAGGUUGAACCAUUCGAGACCCAUGAUGAAUCCAGAGAACAGGUUGAACCAUUAGAGACUCACGAUGAAUCCAAAGAACAAGUUGAACCAUUAGAGACUCACGAUGAAUCCAAAGAACAAGUUGAACCAUUAGAGACUCACGAUGAAUCCAAAGAACAAGUUGAACCAUUAGAGACUCACGAUGAAUCCAAAGAACAGGUUGAACCAUUAGAGACUCACGAUGAAUCCAAAGAACAGGUUGAACCGUUAGAGACUCACGAUGAAUCCAAAGAACAAGUUGAACCAUUAGAGACUCACGAUGAAUCCAAAGAACAGGUUGAACCAUUAGAGACUCACGAUGAAUCCAAAGAACAGGUUGAACCAUUAGAGACUCACGAUGAAUCCAAAGAACAAGUUGAAACACUAGAGACUCUUGAUGAAUCCAAAGAACAGGUUGAACCAUUAGAGACUCUUGAUGAAUCCAAAGAACAGGUUGAACCAUUAGAGACUCUUGAUGAAGCCAAAGAACCUGUGGAUAUUCCUGUUGCAAUGACUUCGAGGAGUCACACUGAGGUUGGAAAAGAGGAAUAUAAAUCAGAGAAGACUGAAACACGGUCCUCUGAGGUAUAUCCCAAAACGUUUCCCAAAAUAACAGAAAGUGUUGAAGUGGAAUCCACUGACACCGAUUUGAUUAUAAAAAUUGAGUCAACGUUUGAAACCGCAGAACAGAUAACGCCAUUAGAGACUCAAUCUGAAUUCAAAGAACUUGCAGGUAAAGAUAUUGGAACAACGGUGAGGAGCCCGACUCUGACGAAAUCGUCCGUGUCAUCAGGAAGCUUUUCAGUAUCGACAGUCAUUAACAUCAAUGAGAAACAGAUACCCAGCGAAGACCAAAAGUCUGAACGCAAAAUAUACCAUACUUUCUAUGAAAAGCUAAAAUCUGCUUUUAAGAACAUAACAAAACCAAAAUUACAACAAAAGACCCAAGAGAGAGGAGAGAAGAGCUUAGAUAAGCAUAGAAUUGACAAAAGCAUUGAAUACGACAUUUCUGAGCCAUCGUUUCAGACUGACUCCGGGGCAAAAUCCCCAAAAUCACCAUGUGUUUCCACCAAAAUCUCCUUUGUCCAUGUAAAGCAAACCCCUGUAAGUGGAAAAAGGAAAUGUAAGUCGGUGAAACCUGAAACACGUCUCUCUGACGCAUCUCCUAAGCCGUCUUCCAAAUUAACAGAAAGUCUUGAAAAGGAAUCAACUGUGAAAGAUUUGGUUACAACACAUGAAACCACGGCACAGGAAGAAGCUUCAGGGACUCAUUCCAAAUCAGAACCCUUGGAUCGCAUUGCAUGCAUGAGGAAGGUGGCGAGGUACAUGUCUUCAAUGGACUCCUCUGAAUUCACUCACACUGCGUGUGACCUGAUAGUGUCCAAAAUCCAAGAUCUACAUCUGGACUCAUCUGGUCAAGACCUGAAUGACGUGUCGGAUGCAACACGAUUGGACCUCAGUUCUUUCUAUACAGGGUUAAUCAAGGAGGCAGAAAAUGAAGGGCUGGUUGAGUCAGAGGUUUCUGCCACAUCAUCAAGCGAGCAUACCGAUGAGAAGCACACUCAAAUGAAAUUGGACGUCCAGAAAAAAUUAGCAUUGAUACCAUCAGAGCAUCUGGCUGACUUAAAACAAUCGGUUAUUACUACCAUUAUGGGGGUCUUUGAUUUCAUCGCCAAAAACCCCACAGAAUACAUCCCAGACACAACAAAAAUAGACACCAUAACAAACACACUCGUUACGAAUGUAGAAUCCAUCUUUAAAGGCCCAGAAAUGCAAUCUGCACAUUCCACAGGUGGAGCAGCAAAAUUCCUGGCCAUCCCCAGUGAAGCCGGUUCCACCAAAAGCUGUUGCUCCCGAUGCAAAGAGGAAGGAGCAGAUUCCUUCCUGCAGAUUGGAAAUGUGAGUUAUUUCCUGAUGAUUGUGAAGAGUGGUUAGAGCUGAAAAUGAAAGGUCA
Molecule: messenger RNA, 3532 nt
Organism: Poeciliopsis prolifica (blackstripe livebearer)
Lineage: Eukaryota; Metazoa; Chordata; Actinopteri; Cyprinodontiformes; Poeciliidae
Product: mucin-4-like
Exons: 2
Coding region: 1-3513 (1170 amino acids)
Source: RefSeq, a predicted model, not a curated record